Messenger RNA from Trichomonas vaginalis G3, 450 nucleotides. RefSeq names its product protein of unknown function, DUF4106 family. Lineage: Eukaryota; Parabasalia; Trichomonadida; Trichomonadidae. The coding region runs from base 1 to 450 and encodes 149 amino acids. The record is from RefSeq and is a predicted model, not a curated record. The transcript has a single exon.
AUGCAGAGAAUAUUAGAGAAGAAACACUUCAGAAACAAACAGAAAGAGAUAGAAUACAUUUCGAAGAAAUUGCAAUCUUACGAUUGGAAGACAUACCCUCAUAGAUGUCUUCUUAUCUUAGAUGACUUUGCUUCUCAUCCUUUGUUAAAGAACAGAGAACAAGAUAUGUGUCGAAUUCUUAAGAAACUUAGGCACUUUAACAUCUCAGUUGUCAUUUGUGUACAGACAGCAAAGAGUUUAAGUAAGGAUGUUAAAAGAAUACUUACUGACAUUAUACUUUUCCCCGGAUUGUCCGAAGACGAUUUCAUGGAACUUAUGAAAGAGUCCAUGGCAGGUAAGUUUGACAGAUAUGAACUAUGGGAGAAGUACAAAGUCAUACAAGACCCUCAUACUUCUUUCAGAAUUCAUAUCUACGCGAACAAAGUUCAAAUUGUAAAAAGUCAAGCUUGA